GUGCUUUGAGCUGAUCCUCUGAUCCGACAUCAGCGGGUUUUCCAACCUUGAGGCGCAAGCGAGCUUCUCUGCUGCUUCGUUCGGUAUUGCGCUGAGGUGUUGACAUCAGCUGUGCCUUGCUCGUUGUAAGAUUAUGCAGCACGCACCAAUGAAGCAAAAUGAAUCAGUGUAUUCCGAGCUUGGGAGUUGGCAAGAUCAUAGAAGUGCUAUUGGAACUCCCCCACUGGCAGGAGAAUAGAAGUGGGGCGGUCCUCCACUGCUCCGAGCUAGAGCAGUGUCGCCAUAUUCAUAGUUCACUCAAAGUUCAGCUCAUCUUGGAUCAAUGUGGAGGGGUGCCACUUGAAUUUGCAAAGGAAAAGCAACUCAGCUUGCCUAGUCAGACGUUCGGCCAGCUGGCCAAGCAUGCGCAGCUUAAUUAGACGCUGCAUUCUAUCCCUACUCCAUUCCUGCAUUCGGUCGUGAUGCCUUCACAUCCUCGCAUUCAUUUUUCGAAACGCUUCUCCACAAGGGCUGAACGAUUGAUCGCAGCUGAACUUUCCCACAUCAAUCUGUCGGCCCAAAAUGGCGUGCACUCCCUCAGCGCCCACAGCAGCCGGCGUCUACUGGCAGGACGGCAAGCGCUGGAUUGCGUACGACCCACAAACAGCCCACCAGAUUCAAGAGGCGCUGGAGAACGUCGAGAAGGAAGUGAAGAUUGGACCCUUCAAUGGGUGGCAUUUUCUAAUAGAUUUGAGGACCAUGACCCAGAGGAAUGUGGAGUCGGGGAUGGAAACCCGGGUGAAAGUUGUGGCGGAGAGUAACGCUGAGCUGAGCCCGGGGAGGUCUUCUGAGGAACUGGCCAGGAGAAGGGCCGGGGGGCACUGCCGCUUGUGCCCACUGCUGGGAGCACAAAGAUUGAUGGCCCAAAUGAUGAAACGGGUGAGAACGAGGCGCACAUUUUCUAAAAUGGACGGUGUACAGAACAGCGCCCGCCCUUCCAGCAAGCUCACGUGACCUUCAGCUUGGCACAUGGUCACUCUGGAGGUUUAGAGAGAAGUCUUUUGAAGUUGGUGAGUUAAAAUGAGUCGCUAGGCGAGGGCUGAGUGACAGCAAUGUGUAAAUUAGUUGCCCAUAGCUUUCUCUCAAACGUUUGCUUAGAAGACGGAAGCGUCCCGCGUCUCGCGGUCAGUGAAUAGGAAUACAAGGAAUUCUUGCUUCUCAAGGCAAACGUACUUCCACCGUUUCGCAAGAUGUGUUUUUGCGGAGGUUGAAAAUGCGUGAGACACGUAAACUAAUCAAGUUAAAUUGCGAUAGAACACCCAUUUGUUGUCAACGUCGUGCGAUGAUAGGUUAAUCAAUGGGCUGAGAAGUACGUCCUUUGCAGCACCAUGUUAAUCGCUUUGUGAUUCUCACAACGUACGUCCUCGGGCAAGCAGACAGUCAUGUCCGAAUCCUUCGAAGCGUCUGCGG
This is a messenger RNA of Klebsormidium nitens, 1449 nucleotides long. NCBI's taxonomy places the organism in Eukaryota, Viridiplantae, Streptophyta, Klebsormidiophyceae, Klebsormidiales, Klebsormidiaceae. The record is from the annotation of a GenBank genome assembly.